UAUGGGGUCUCAACGUUACGUUGUUACAUUGUAAGUAAAACUUAUAACUGUUAAUACGAUAUAAAUAAUUAACCUGAUAGAGUAAAAAUAACAUAAAAUUUGCGGUCAAUGGGUAUAUAGCCUACAAGUCAAGAGUUACUUAGGUUAAUAUGCUUCAAAACUAAUGGAUUAUUCAAAGUUAACAACAAUAAUUCUAAAACAAAAAAAGGGUACCAUCUUAAUAUUCCAUUAGAGAGGCCACCAUCAACUUGCAUGGAUCCUUUAUAUCUACCAGAGUGUUCUCCAUUUCUGAUAACACAAUGGCCACAAAAAUCUGCUUUUUUCCACCUUUAAUCAUCCUAACAUUAUUAACUUUCAGUUCUUCUGGAAAUGCUCAAGUGUCUGAAGUAACAACUUCUAAUCAAGGUGUUCUCUAUGCUUCUCCACCACCACCAAAUGGAUGUCCCUAUUCUUGCCUUCCUCCACCUACCCCUACAGACUGCCCACCGCCUCCAUCUUCACCACAGCUACCACCUUCAGGGCCAGUCAACUACCCUCCGCCAAUGGGGUAUUAUUUGCCACCAGGUGGAGACUUUUUACCUCCACCAAUGUACGUGUAUGGUCCUCCACCUCCUAAUCCAAUUUUACCUUACCUCCCAUUUUACUACAAGAAUCCACCAUCUGAUUACUCUUCAGCUGCAAGUGAUCAUAAUUUGACAAGCAAGUUAUUGCUACUAUUUACAUUACUCCUUAUCUGGUCACAGUAAUGCACCAAACAAAGGUGGCAUAUUCAAUAUUUUUUAGUACUUGGGACCAAGGAAGUUCAUGUGCAGCUAGCGCUAUCAAGUAAUAGUACAAAUACCAACUCUUUCUGGGUAAAAUCUUCUUUUAUCAAGGUUACUUCUCUGAGAGCAACAGUAAAGUGGCAAGUACUCUGAUUCUCAAUUACUGUCUUCUCUUUUAACUAUUUUUGGAAGGAGAAAGUUGAAAGAAAAAACAUCUCCUUUUUUUCUAACUGAGUUCUUCCCCUAAAAAAUUAUCAAAAACCAACAAAUGGUUCUGGAGAGGAUUUUGUCAAGUAUUGGCUGUUUUUUCCCAAACCCAGCCCCCCUCCCUCCUUUUCAUUUUUGCCUUAUAUUUAAGAAUUUCAUGAAUGCACUGGCUGCUAUAUCUAUAAAUGCAUAUAAGUUAAGCAUGUAAGUAUA
Messenger RNA from Solanum tuberosum (potato), 1184 nucleotides. Its product is annotated as extensin-like. The record is from RefSeq and is a predicted model, not a curated record. Bases 300 to 746 code for a protein of 148 amino acids. The transcript has a single exon. NCBI's taxonomy places the organism in Eukaryota, Viridiplantae, Streptophyta, Magnoliopsida, Solanales, Solanaceae.